Messenger RNA from Elaeis guineensis (African oil palm), 2335 nucleotides. RefSeq names its product probable serine/threonine-protein kinase PBL25. Gene Ontology annotation, biological process: protein phosphorylation. Gene Ontology annotation, molecular function: ATP binding; protein kinase activity. The record is from RefSeq and is a predicted model, not a curated record. NCBI's taxonomy places the organism in Eukaryota, Viridiplantae, Streptophyta, Magnoliopsida, Arecales, Arecaceae.
UUCCCAAAAACGAAAAACUGUCUCCCCCGGAGGAUUUUUCAGAUCUUCUGGGGCCAUUUCCGUGUUUAAACUGGAUCGAUUGUAGAAGUUAUUUGUUUUUGAUGGUAAAAUUUGGAGUUUGUUCGACAAGAUUUUGGAGCUUUUAUUCUAGGAUUUUGCCCUUUUUGUGAAUCGAGGGACUUUGUUCUUUGUGUACAUUAUUUUUUGAGUAUAGUGGUUACUGUAAGAUUGUUUGGAAGAAUCCACAGGUCCGUUCGCUAGCUAGAAGGAUUCUUUUGGAAAAAUGAGCUGCUUUUCUUGUUGUAGCGUGACGGAGGUCGAGGACGCCGGCGAGAGGAGGGUAGCGAGAAAGAUUGGGGCGACAGGGAAGGAGCCGGCUCCCGUGGCAUUUGCUCCGACGAGGGUCAGCGACCCAACCGCGAAGCCUGAAAAAGCCCCUCUAAAGACCUCAACUGGGAAUGCAGCUGAAAUAGCACGGAAAAAGAAAACUGGAAAUGGAAACAUCGCUGCAAAAACAUUUACAUUCCGCGAGCUAGCUACAGCUACCAGGAAUUUCCGUGCUGACUGCCUGAUAGGAGAAGGGGGAUUUGGCAGAGUUUAUAAAGGACGUCUUGAGAAAACUAACCGGCUUGUGGCUGUUAAGCAACUAGACAGGAAUGGUUUGCAAGGCAAUGAAGAGUUUCUGGUUGAGGUUUUGAUGCUUAGCCUCCUCCAUCAUCAAAAUCUGGUCAAUCUUAUUGGUUAUUGUGCUGAUGGAGAUCAGAGACUCUUGGUGUAUGAGUAUAUGUCCUUAGGUUCUUUGGAAGACCAUCUGCUUGAGAUCCCUCCUGAUCAGAAACCAUUAAGCUGGUAUACUAGAAUGAGUAUAGCUUACGGUGCUGCUAAAGGUCUAGAAUACUUGCAUGAGAAGGCCAACCCACCUGUGAUAUAUCGUGAUCUCAAAUCAUCCAAUAUCUUACUUGAUGAAAGUUAUCAUCCAAAGCUCUCCGAUUUUGGACUAGCUAAGCUCGGUCCAAUGGGAGAUAACCUGCAUGUCUCAUCGAGGGUGAUGGGCACAUAUGGCUACUGUGCACCAGAGUAUGCACGAACAGGUCAGCUCACUUUGAAGUCAGAUGUGUACAGUUUCGGAGUUGUUUUGCUGGAGCUAAUCACAGGGAGAAGAGCCAUUGAUACAACCAAGGAUAUGGAUGAACAGAAUCUGGUCACUUGGGCACAACCCAUGUUCAAAGACCAGAAGCGGUAUGCGGAGCUUGUCGACCCACUGCUCCAAGGGGACUACUCACAGAGAGGCUUGAAUCAAGCUGUUGCUGUGGCUGCAAUGUGCCUGCAAGAGGAAGCUGAAGUCCGACCAUUGAUGGCUGAUGUUGUUGUGGCCUUGAGCUUCCUUACAGGAGGACCGGCUGAUCAUGAAGGGAGCUCUGCUCAUUCCUCCCACUCCACACCAUGGGAAGAAGAUGUUGAAGCAGAUGAACAUGGCUUGCAAGAUUUGAUUGCUUUCGAUCGCCAGCAAGCGGUUGCAGAGGCCAUCCGAUGGGGUUCGAGUUCAAGACACGGCCAGGGGGUGCAGCAUCAAACUGCUGGUUCAUUGUAAUAUAAUAGAUUGUCCGAAUUUGGUCUUGUAGUUAUAUUAGUAUCAGAGCCGCCCUGGGGCGGGUCAAACUGGGCGACCGCCCCAGCCCCCGAAUUUUUUUUUUUUUGGUUAAACCAAACGUCGUUCUUUCUCUCUUGAGUUCCGGCAUCCCAACAGCUCCCAGCAACAGCUUUUUAGCCCUCAUCAUCUCGAUUUUUCUUAUAAUUUUCCAUCAUCUCUCAUCACCUCGCAACGCCUCCCUUGAUUUCUCCCUGUUCUGCUGUUCAUCGGUGAUUCUUUCUUAUUUUGGGUAUCAAAAAUCAGUUCAAAAUCCAUAAAAAAGUCAAGUAAAUCUUUUCAAUCAUUCUCUUUCAAUCUGCUAUGAAUUUUAAACUUGAUUUUUUGCUGAUUUAUUGUCAGAAAAAAUUUUGAAAUCCUAGUUCAGCAAGUUCUCUUGUUUUUUCAUUUUUUUUAUCUUUCCGGUACCGUUAGGCCGCCGCCGGUCACCGGAGCCUGUGGUUGUCAUCGUUCGGUCGUCGAAGACCGCCCCUUCAGUUGUAGGCGGUGUUGGUCGGGGAGGAGGAUCUCCCUUGUGGCAUUGUCUCAGAAACAGGGAUGAGUUCUCUGUUUUACUUAAAAAAAAAAGAGAAAAGGUCCCUGUUUUACUGUGAAAAAAAGAAGGAAAAAAUAAAAAAACUGUGAUAACUGUACUUGUGCGACUCUUGUGGUUUGUUUACCUGUUAUCCAUUUGGUAGGCUUGUCGUU